Prorocentrum cordatum is the source of this 399-nucleotide messenger RNA. The record is from the annotation of a GenBank genome assembly. NCBI's taxonomy places the organism in Eukaryota, Dinophyceae, Prorocentrales, Prorocentraceae.
AUGGGCCUGAUUGACGUCGACGCAGAGAACCUCAGCCACGGAUCACCACCAUCUCUGUCAUCAAGACUCGAGGCGUUCCACGCUGAGGAUACAGCGGGCCCGCCGCGACGACGCCCGCGACAGCGCGUGGACUCUCGGGCUCCAAACCUCUUUGUGGCCGGCGCCGCCGACAUUGAUCUGGUCUUCGGGCGAGGGGCCGCCCGAGAGUUCAUCGCGCGCGCUGCUGUGCCAGAGGAGCACAUUCCACAGAAUAUCAUUUUCUUUGCAUGGCCUUCCAUCGUGAGGGCGCUGACCGUCCAACCCGAGGCCGGAGUGCGCCUGCUGGAGCGCGAGCCAGUGUCCACCGCCAUGCUAGACCGCAAGCACCAGAGAGUGAAGGAUUGCAACAAGUCGCACUAA